CCGCGGCUGGGCAAGGCGGGCUGCGCGCCCGAGCCGGCGCUGCAGAUGGCGAACACGAACUUCCUCUCCGGCCUGGCGCCCGAGCACUGCAGGCCCCUGGCGGGCGAGUGCAUGAACAAGCUCAAGUGCGGCGCGGCCGAGGCCGAGAUCAUGAACCUGCCCGAGCGCGUGGGCACCUUCUCCGCGCUGCCGGCCCUGGGCGGCCUGUCGCUGCCCCCGGGGGUCAUCGUCAUGACGGCGCUCCCCUCCCCCGCGGCCGCCUCGGCCGCCGUCACGGACAGCGCGUUCCAGAUCGCCAACCUGGCGGACUGCCCGCAGAGCCACUCGUCGUCGUCGUCGUCGUCGUCGGGGGGCGCCGGCGGGGCCAACCCCGCCAAGAAGAAGAGGAAGCGCUGCGGGGUCUGCGUGCCCUGCAAGCGGCUCAUCAACUGCGGCGUCUGCAGCAGCUGCAGGAACCGCAAAACGGGACACCAGAUCUGCAAAUUCAGGAAAUGCGAAGAGCUCAAGAAAAAACCUGGCGCUUCGCUAGAGAGAACACCUGUUCCCAGCGCCGAAGCUUUCCGAUGGUUCUUUUAAAGCAGUAGUAUAUCUUAUUUUCAAGGCAUUUGGAAGUGAAGGGCAAACUAAUGUCUUGUUUUAAGAAACUGCUUAGUCCACCACUGAAGAAAAUAUCCACAUAUUAUUUUCAUUUUAUGUAUAGGGGUUUCUUCAAAAAAAAAAAAAAAGGAAAAGAAAAGAAAAAAGACAUAUAAAAAUAAUUUGGGAGCUUGGGGAAUUGGCCAGUCUGUUCCCUUUCAAUACACUGAUUCUUUCUUGGAUGUAAUUUAGCUAUUAUAGUGAAGUCAUUGUCUAUUUUAAAAGUGGCUGUAAAAAAUAAGUUUGGGUAAACCCCUGCUGUAAAACCAUGUAUCUUUGCAAAGUACAUAUCUAUGCUUCGUUCUGGAAUCUGUGUGUCUCGGUACUGUAAACUGUACAGAUAGCAGCCUGUAUUUUGAGUGUUUAGACACGAGGAGACAAUCACGUCUGAGCAUCUAUGGAGAUUAGCGGUUUGUACACAACGGGAUGGUUCUGCGACUUAAAUCUGGAGCAAUAAAUUUUAGCUUUAAGUAUUUUUGCCAGUUGUUUGUAGCAGCAGCCACAGCAGAGGCGUGUUUCCGAUGCAUCUUUCCGUAGAGACUCGAUGCCAAGUUUUACCGACUAAAGGAUGACGACGCAUCCCGCGGUUACCUCCGGUGUGUGUCCUGAGGGAGCUGUCACGCGAGUCCCGGUCACUCUUCUUCGAGCACUGUGUUAGCGUAGCGGUCGUGCACUUGCGUUGCUUGCAGACGAGCUGUGCAGAGGGUGGGCCUCCCGAACCUUAGUGUAGGGACUUGUCCGGGGUUGCACUGCAAGGCGGGGCCCUUGGGGUAGUUGGAACUUGCAGAAUCGGUUGUACAAUUUUCUUUUAAGUGUUUUCUAGGAUACAGAAUAAAGUAUCAGAUCUUAGGGGGAGAAAUCCAUGACUGACUUUUUUCCCAGCCCAACAUAGGCUAUAUGUAUUUUUUGUUUGUUUGUUUAUUUUUUGCCUCUUUUUGGGUAGGAAAAAUAAACAUUUAAUAAAAUGCAUCCAAAUGUUUUAAUUCUAUGUAUGAUAUUAAAUGGGUAGUUUUGUUUUAAAGUUUAAACACAUCAAGGCCUCCUGCACUGAGGCUUGGCUAGGGAUAUUUUUAAGUUAAAAAGAAAUAGAUACAUUCACAAAAGUGAGGCUUUUUAGUCUCUUUUUAUCUUCCUUUCUCGGAGCCUCCCAGUUGGGCCAGUGGCAUGUUCCUUCGCUCCCGUUCCCAUCCUUCCUUAGGAGGCAGGGCUGAGUCUGGAAUUCCAUGAAUGCAGACAGCCCCGACAGGAGCUGGAACUUCACCGACCCGUGCCACCUUCUCACAUGGGGUGCGGUUCCCUCUGGCAGUUAGGGUUCCUGAGCCUGUCCCCACAGGACAAAUGUUCUUUGUGACGACAUGAUACCUGAGAAGUUUGUUUCAUGUUUUUUUUUUGCCAGAUUAUAAAGGUUAUUUUCAGCUUCAGGAAUAAAACAGAGUUUAACAAAAAUACAUGGACAGCGAAGUUGCCAUGUCACUGUAACCUUUUUUCUUAAUCCGCUAGCAGCUGUUUUAGCCCAUGACAUCCUUUAGCCUGCUGAAAAGUGUUCGCAAAAUGGAUCAUGUGAAGAAAAAUAACCUGAGGAGAGAAAGAGUAAUGAAAAGGACUGUAAGUUUUAGGGAGACUAGCAGAUGAAUACCUCUAAAAGGCUAGCUGUAGCUUUGAAUGGGAAAUAAAACGACAGAGGGCAUUUUGAAAACUGCGGAGGAGCGCUUCAUCACUGGAUUCCUGGGGUGAGGGCGGGGAGCUCCUUAGGAAGCCAGUGGACCGCACUGGGAUGCGCAGCCCGGAGUGUGAAAGCGAGGUGCUGUUAGGGUCAGACAGCCUCCCUGAGGAAACCUCCUUGUGUACGACACCUCUCCAUGUUCACAGGCGAGAAUUAAACAAGCACAGACUAAGAUGCGCUGUGUGCUAAUUCUGAGAUAACUUUCUACUUGCUGUAUAUUCCUUCAAAAGUUUCUAGUUAGAAUUUCCGUUUCUGCUGUGGGACCAAUGAGAGCUUCAUGGGUUCUUUCUUGUUCCAUUUUUAUUUUAUUUUACUUUAUUUUUCAACCAGUUUGCUAAUUACUUACAAGUGAGUGAAAACUGACUUUCACCCUUGAACGGUAAGAUUUCCUUCCUUUUUGGAAAUGAUGAUUGCUGUUGUAGAGUGAAGCAGGCUUCCAUGGAGGCAACAUCAGCAUACAAUGGUGUAUAAUAAAGACUUCACAGCACACGUGCCAGGAUUGCAGGUCUUGAGGUGUUUUUAUUUGUUUGUUUUCCUAAAGAACUAAUGAAUCUGUAUAUUGUAAAAUGUGGUGUUUUACAUGUCAGUUCAGUUUUUUAAAUGAAAGAAAAUCUGUUGAUUCUUGAAAUGGAAGAGUGCAGCUUUUACAAAUUCUCGUACGUCUAUUCUCGAUACUGUUCUUUUACACCAUCCGUUUCCUUUGUUUUAGGUAAAGCUCUAUUUACGUGAUGUAAGGCACACAGAAGGAGACAGGGAGGGAGGCGGUCUUCCUCCGGCCCCCUCUGGUUCUCCUCCUCGUAAGCCGUGUGCUGAGAACUUGGAGAGCAUAUCAUUGUAACCCUGAGGGAGUGAUUGAAAGGUUUACAUUUUUCAUGAUUCUAAAAUACCAAUGAAACGUAACUUUUAAUAGUUCCUCACUGUAUGGUUCAUAUUCAGUACCGAGAAAAUUCACAAUACAGCAAUCACAAUAUAGAUCGUGUGGACUAUCUACACAACUUAAAAAUUACGUAUCAGAUAAGCCAAACGCAGAACUUGGUAGGAGACGUCCAAACGCGCAGGAGCCUUCCUUCUCUAGGGGAGAUGAUGAGACACUACAGUCAGUCAGCAUUUGGGGAGAGCAGGGGAAAUGUUGGGGAGGGCAGGGAGAGUUCAUGAGUGAAUCAAUUUCCUCGUCAGCUGUCGCUCUGCACCCUAACGUCACAAGAGCGUCAUCACGCAGCCUGUCUGUUGCGGGCCUUUGCACCAAAGUGGCUUUCUGAGGGGUUCUGCCUGUCUGUACAGCGGGAGGCGUGUUUACAAACUGGAAACGUAGCCAUCCUUGGGAGAGAAAACAGGGAUAGCGUUCCUCCAGGGUCAGAGUAUGUAGAGGCACCUCCUGGGUGCUUCCUUCUUCUAGACACGUUUAUAGGGAGCAGGAGACGGGGGUGUCCCAUGAGUUAAUGUCAGGCGAUCACUAAAGGAAAGUUUUCUCUUCCUUUCGUUUAGAACCCUGGCAUGUAGGCCGUACAAUUAGUACUGAGGCUUAUAAAGGCUUUAAGCUGGUGAUGUCUGUAAUCAAACAAUGAAAACAGGAAAGCAGUUCACUGAAAGCACCAUUCAGGGUCAAACAUGUUCAGCAGAAAGCCGCGGUGGGCCUUUGAUUACGGCGAGAUUCACAGUGGAGUCAGACCGUCGGUUCUCAUGUAACAGCUAAAUGUUUCAGAUUUUGUUUUUAUUAAAUUUGGCAGUUUCACACUGAGAUCUGUAUUCCUAGUGAAUAAAAGACGCUACUAUGUUAGGAGGGGUUCCAUUUUCACAACUGCAAGCAGUCAGAGAUACUUCAGGAACACGGGCCACAAAUGGACUCCUUUCAUGGUGUCUCUUAUUCUGAGCUGUGCAGUGAUCUAUUGAAUUUUCUAAUAGAUAUUUGUGUAAGGUGUAUGUAUGCUUGUGCAAUUAUAAAAAAGCAGUUUUGGAAAAGUGUAUUUAUUAAAGAAAAUUACUUAUGGGGCAUGUACAAAACUGUAAAAAAACUUUAAAAAAACACAUUCAAUUUGCCCAGUAAAAUUGUUUUUGUGAAAUUUCUGUGUUGUUGAAUAAAGGACUUUAGUAUUCAAAAUAUCUCUAUUUUUCCAUGAAGAAAUUUUUAUUUGUGGGAUUUUUAAGUAAUAAGCAUAUGAU
This is a messenger RNA of Equus quagga, 4519 nucleotides long. RefSeq names its product CXXC finger protein 4 (gene CXXC4). The record is from RefSeq and is a predicted model, not a curated record. NCBI's taxonomy places the organism in Eukaryota, Metazoa, Chordata, Mammalia, Perissodactyla, Equidae. Gene Ontology annotation, cellular component: nucleus. The transcript has 2 exons. Gene Ontology annotation, molecular function: zinc ion binding; methyl-CpG binding. The annotation marks the transcript as partial.